GCCUGAGCACCCUCCUCCUCCUCCUCUUGGAUCGCACAGCCUGCCUGCUCUCGUCCACUUUCUCUUUUUCACUCUCUCUUCAUACCUCUCGCUCUCUCUGCUCUCUCCCGUCUUUUACCUCUCUUUCUGUCUCUCACUCUCUCUCUCUCUCUCUGUCCUUCACUUCCCUUCAGCUGCCAGAAGCUCGCUGGCUCGCCGCUCUUCCUUCAACCACUGAGGUUUCAGAAGCACUCGGGACGAAGACUCUGUCACCGGAGCCAAGAUGGCAAUGAGCAGCAUCCUCAACGCUGAUGACAUCAAGAAAGCUCUAGAUGCAUUUGCAGUUGCUGACUCCUUUGACCAUAAGAAGUUUUUUGAGAUGGUGGGUCUGAAGGCCAAGUCCUGUGAUGAUGUGAAGAAGGUCUUCACGGUGCUGGACGCCGACAACAGCGGCUUCAUAGAGGAGGAGGAGCUCAAAUUCGUGCUGAAGGGUUUUGCCAAGGACGGCAGGGACCUGACGGACAAAGAAACCAAAGCUUUUUUAAGAGCAGCCGACAAGGACGGAGACGGCAAGAUCGGAGUCGAUGAAUUUGCCGCCCUGGUGAAAGAAUAACUCAUCAAAUCGCCUCGUGUGAUCGACUAGCGCUCCGAGAUUCACCGCCUCAUCCUGACACCCCCCCUCCUCCACGCUGAGCCCACUUUUUCUCCCCCUCCCCCAGCACCUACACCCCUCACCACCUCCACCCUGACUCCCGGCCCACUAGACUGCAGCUGACCCCCCCUCCUCCCCCACAAGCUAUCCUAUUUAUUUUAUCCUUUUUAUACAAACUGUUUCUUGUUUCCGUUGAUGUGUAGAAAUAAAACUUGCCUGCAGGAAUAAACUUCACAUUUUAAAGCUUAAAGUAGAUAUUUACAGAAAACAGAGAUUUUAAGAGAAAGACUCUCAUUUCCUUUUCUCUUC
Molecule: messenger RNA, 940 nt
Organism: Seriola dumerili (greater amberjack)
Lineage: Eukaryota; Metazoa; Chordata; Actinopteri; Carangiformes; Carangidae
Gene: pvalb6
Product: parvalbumin-7-like
Exons: 5
Coding region: 263-592 (109 amino acids)
Cellular component (GO): nucleus; cytoplasm
Molecular function (GO): calcium ion binding
Source: RefSeq, a predicted model, not a curated record